GAAUAAAAGAAAGGAGUGACUAAGCCAAAAUUUUUGCGGGAACGGAGUCUGUUUAAGAGUUCAGGUAACUUCCUUCUUACACAGUUGCUAGUAAAGGAUGCAUUCUAAAAGAUUGGCAGUCGUUGAGGUCGCAAAUAAUUUCCUAUCCUGCCGGGCAAAAGAAGACAUCAAAGAAGGUUCCUUCCUGACUGAUCUCUGGGGUAGAGUCAGCGAGAAGGCUACCAGAUACACCGUACAAGUUGGAAAAAACAAGCAUGUGGACCCUGAAGGGAUGAUCAGGUACAUGAAUCAUUCCUGUGACAGCAAAACAAAAUUCAUCUACAAAAAACGCAAAGAUGUCCAUCCAAUCUUGGCUGACGACCAGGAUGUCUUUUGGUACAUGGUGGCUGCUCGUGAUAUCAAGAGAGGCGAGGACAUCACGUUUGACUACAAUGUGACAGAAUAUGAAGUUGCAGAGCGAUUUCGUUGCAACUGUGGGGCUGUAAAAUGUCUCGGUGAGAUAAAAGGCUUUAAGUUUUUGACGCCAGAGCAACAGAAGUUGAGGGAAAAGGAAUUAUCUCCUAUUUUAAGUGAGCUUUGGCGUUAACUUUAAACUUAAAAUUAUUGAUAUCGUGAAGGAAUCGCAAGUGACUAUAUUUCCUCUGUCUUCUUUAUUGCUUGUUUUUUGUAACCAUCGCGCAGAAUGCCUAUUGAUCUCGAGACAUUCAUUUCCACACUGUCUAUCUGAAAUGUUUUUUAGACGUUUCGUAAUCUGUAGAACUCUGAUUAGUCAAAGAAUACGCCCCUUUUUUUUUUUUUCCUCAGGGUACAUUGCUUCUGUCAUUAGCAUGACAAGGUCAUUUUCAAGGUUAAGAGAUAUUCCUUAUCAAACUUCUUCUUCUUGAUUUAUUUGAUUUCUGUCUUCAUCCUCUGCUUCGAGGCAUGGAUAUAUAUCAAUCGUUCUUAAGGGAAUUCGUAGGACUCGUUUCUUACAUGCUAAUUAGACGCAUAAUAUUCUCGUGACCUGUUUAGUCUUGUGGUUCGCAAAAAAUACAACGCAACUAGCAAAAUAUGGGCGUAAUAUAUGUUAAACCAUCGA
Pocillopora verrucosa is the source of this 1078-nucleotide messenger RNA. Lineage: Eukaryota; Metazoa; Cnidaria; Anthozoa; Scleractinia; Pocilloporidae. The record is from RefSeq and is a predicted model, not a curated record.